This is a messenger RNA of Neopelma chrysocephalum (saffron-crested tyrant-manakin), 1098 nucleotides long. It is a transcript of the gene RAB3A, whose product is annotated as RAB3A, member RAS oncogene family. The record is from RefSeq and is a predicted model, not a curated record. NCBI's taxonomy places the organism in Eukaryota, Metazoa, Chordata, Aves, Passeriformes, Pipridae. The transcript is spliced from 5 exons. Gene Ontology annotation, cellular component: synaptic vesicle membrane; axon; endosome. Gene Ontology annotation, biological process: protein localization to plasma membrane; regulation of exocytosis; axonogenesis. Bases 107 to 769 code for a protein of 220 amino acids. Gene Ontology annotation, molecular function: GTPase activity; GTP binding.
CCGUGACGCGGCGGUUCAUUUGCAUAGCGGGCCACGCCCCUUCUGCCGACGUCACCCGGGGUCCGCAUCUGCUGCAGUCGCUGCGGGAGGAGCGAGAGCGGCAGAGAUGGCGUCGGCUACCGACUCCCGCUAUGGGCAGAAGGAAUCCUCGGACCAGAACUUCGAUUACAUGUUCAAGAUCCUGAUCAUCGGGAACAGCAGCGUCGGGAAAACCUCCUUCCUGUUCCGGUACGCCGACGACUCCUUCACGCCCGCCUUCGUCAGCACCGUCGGCAUCGACUUCAAGGUCAAGACCAUCUACCGGAACGACAAGCGCAUCAAGCUGCAGAUCUGGGACACGGCCGGGCAGGAGCGGUACCGCACCAUCACCACCGCCUACUACCGCGGGGCCAUGGGCUUCAUCCUCAUGUACGACAUCACCAACGAGGAGUCCUUCAACGCCGUGCAGGACUGGUCCACCCAGAUCAAGACCUACUCCUGGGACAACGCCCAGGUGCUGCUGGUGGGGAACAAGUGUGACAUGGAGGACGAGCGCGUGGUCUCCUCGGAGAAGGGCCGCCAGCUCGCUGAGCACCUGGGAUUUGAGUUUUUCGAGGCCAGUGCCAAGGACAACAUCAACGUGAAGCAGACCUUCGAGCGGCUGGUGGACAUCAUCUGCGAGAAGAUGUCGGAGUCGCUGGACACGGCCGACCCCGCCGUCACCGGGGCCAAGCAGGGCCCCCAGCUCACGGACCAGCAGGCCCCCCCUCACCAGGACUGUGCCUGCUAGGGGCCAGCCCCCCCCCCCCCCCCCAAACACCCCCAAAAACCCGUCAGGUCCCCCCCCCAACCCCCCCCCCAGCCCCUCCUCUUGGGGGUCCCGCGGGCGAAUUGCUGCUGAUGCCUCCGAAAGGGCUGCGGCCCCUUUAGGAGCUCCCCACCCACCCCCCCCAUAAUUCAUUAGGCUGUGCCCCCCCCCAACCCACCCUUAAUUUAUUUUGAAGCCUGGGCUGGUAGAAAACUCCCCUCAUUCUGCUUUUAGUCACUGUCCAAGGAACCAUCGCCCCCGGCCUCAGCCCUUCCCUGAGAACCCCCUUCCCUGGGGGACCCCACUGCUCU